Xenopus laevis (African clawed frog) is the source of this 1595-nucleotide messenger RNA. It is a transcript of the gene sult1c2.L, whose product is annotated as sulfotransferase 1C1. NCBI's taxonomy places the organism in Eukaryota, Metazoa, Chordata, Amphibia, Anura, Pipidae. The transcript is spliced from 8 exons. The record is from RefSeq and is a predicted model, not a curated record. Bases 577 to 1491 code for a protein of 304 amino acids.
CUAUCCUCUUCCAAUAGUUUUUGGACAUCUGGGCACAGUUGGAUGGCAGUUAGCCGUAAUGUUUUUUUAUCACUGUAGUUAAGUGGGCGAGUCAUAAAGUGAGGAAGCAAUAAUGUGCUUGUAUGAGGCCCCCAACCCAUUUGUUUGCACUUGAAGAGGCACCAAGAGGGUCCGUUUAUUUUCUUCACUGGGUGGAUUUUGGGUGUGGAGAAUUCCACAGUUCAAUCCCUGGGCAGAUUUGGAUUGUGGGAAAGAGCAGCAGGACUUUGUCUCGUUAGAAGCCAUUUGUGGCUGAAUAUUAGCUGGACAUAAAAGCCUAACAAGACAACAACAUCAAGGCAAGAAAAAUAUCUGUAUACUUUUCACCCCAAGCUGUGAGUUUAGAGGACAGAAUAUUGUUUGGAGAAACCAAUGCAAAUUGUUCCAGGUUUCCUCCCUUCUGUCGUCCUUCUGUGACUUUACAUAGGAGUCUCCCCUCAGGAGCUUUCCAUUUCAUGUAACACCCCCCCCACUAGUUCACCCUGAUAUCAACUUUGUGCUCACCACCUUUCUCACUGCUCCUCACUCCCUCCAUCCAUGGCUUUUGAGAAGAAUUCAGCACUUUUUCAGUCUUUUGUAAUGCAGAGACCCCAGAUGGGUCAGGUUAUGGGGAUUCCGCUGGAUCAGAACACAUGUGAUGCCUGGAAAGACAUCUGGAAUUUUCACGCUCACCCUGAGGAUGUCUUGUUGGCUUCAUAUCCCAAAGCAGGCAUCACGUGGUUGCAGGAGGUGGUGGAUAUGAUGUACCAAGGAGGAGACAUAGAAAAGUGUCACAGAGCCCCCACUUAUGACCGACACCCCUUCCUGGAAGCAGUGGCCCCAAAACCGGUGCCAUCGGGUUUGGAGUUAGCCGAAGAGAUGGAAUGUCCCCGGGUCCUUAAAACUCAUCUGCCCAUUCAGCUGAUCCCUCCAUCGUUUUGGCAGCAGAACUGUAAGGUGAUAUAUGUUGCACGGAAUGCCAAGGACACGCUGGUCUCGUACUUUUUCUUCCAGAGGAUGACCAAAGGCCUCCCCGACCCAGGAACAUGGGAUGAUUACUUUAUGGCAUUCCUGUCGGGAAAGCUUCCCUGGGGCAGUUGGUUUGACCAUGUCAACGGCUGGUGGAAAGCAAAAGAUGAGCAUCGAGUCCUUUACAUCUUUUAUGAGGACAUGAAGAAGGAUCUGAGGUGUGAGAUUCAGAAGGUGAUGAGGUUCCUGGAUAAGGAUCUGACUGAAGAGGUUCUGGAGAAGAUCUGCCAGCACACGACCUUCCAGGCCAUGAAAGAGAAUCCAAUGGCUAAUUACACCACUAUGCCCACAGCUGUGAUGGACCAAUCUGUCUCCCCCUUCAUGCGGAAAGGAAUCGUCGGGGACUGGAAGAACCACUUCCUGGUGUCCCAAAAUGAACUGUUUGACCAGGAAUAUAAAAGGAGAAUGGAAGGAACAGGCCUGGAUUUCUGCAGUUACAUCUGAAGGGAAUUAACAAGUGUCAUGUUACAGACACACACACACAACAUAUUGGGUUUCAAAUUGUCAUAUUCGAAUCUCUUCCAUUAAAAAGAAUCUUUUCACUCGUC